Arabidopsis lyrata subsp. lyrata is the source of this 3455-nucleotide messenger RNA. RefSeq lists its product as uncharacterized. The record is from RefSeq and is a predicted model, not a curated record. The transcript has 12 exons. The coding region runs from base 2216 to 3247 and encodes 343 amino acids. NCBI's taxonomy places the organism in Eukaryota, Viridiplantae, Streptophyta, Magnoliopsida, Brassicales, Brassicaceae.
UUGGUGUCUUCUUCCUUCUUUUUCUCGUAACAUUUUAACAAAUUGGAUUCGAAAAAUCAAGCAUGUCUGUAGCCUCUCCACUCGUCAUGCGUUCUCCGACGGGGAUAAGGAUUCACGCUCUUCUCUUCGAAGUUUCAAACGAAUGUGAGUGUUUUCAUCGGAUUUAGUCAUUCGUUAUUCAGUUGAUAUGCUUCUUCAUAAGAUACGCCCACCACGUGUUCGACGAAAUUCCUAGACCAGCUUUCAUGGCUCACAGCUAUAUGAUAGAAUCCACCUGUUAUGUGGGCUGAUUGGAGUACCUAACAGCUAGUGAGAUUCAGCGGCAAGUGGUUACCUCUUGAAAAAAAUUGGCAGCAUUCAGUUAGUGACGACCUUCUCUGUUCAAUCGGCUACUUGCUGCAUUUGUGAGCCAGUGGACGUGAAAGCCAAGGUACUUCAAUAAAAUUCAUUUCUGUAGCUGCAGAUCAUUCAUUGUGAUCUGGCUGCUUACCAAAGCAUUUUGGUCCUCCUGAUGUGAAGAUUACUGGUUAAGAUUUAUUGAUCAGAUGUGAAAGAGCGGAAAUUCAUUCUUGGCGGUUUUUUUUACCUUUCGAGGUUUCUAUUCGUGAUGAAGCAAGCAAGACGCAGAACCAAAGGACUAAUUCGUAAAGAAAAUUGUCAGCUGAAAUUUAGACCUUUUACUCAAAAAAGUCAAUGGGGGCAUUCCGAGAAUCGAACUCGGGACCUCUCGCACCCAAAGCGAGAAUCAUACCACUAGACCAAAUGCCCUGUUGUUGAUGUUUUUUAUUUUCUGCAGUUAACUCUUGGAGAAUCUGGCAGUGUUCUCUAUUCAAAACGUUAUCCAAAGACUGUUAUCUGGCUGCACAUCUCUUUCUUUGGGAAUCCGGCAGCUUACAAAGCAUGACGGUCCUCUCCAUAUGAAGUUUAUUAGCUCAAUCUCUGGCAGCAUACGAACAUGUUUGUCUUUGCUGAAUGAAUUUUACUGAUUAAAAAGACAUAGAUUAUUGGACGUGAAAUUUCGGAAAUAUACUCUUGGGGGAUUGUUUACCUUUUGAAGGUUCUAUUCGUGAUGAAGCUGGCAACAUACAUUGAAGCUGCAGAGGGGAGGUGUUGUCUGAUUGAAGAGAUCAAGUCUUUGGAUGUGAAAGCGAAACUUUGGUGUUACACCAAGUCCUUUAGUAAUCUCGAAAAUCAUUCCAAGAAUUCCAGGAGCUGAAGUCGUAGACCUAAACGCCGGACCACAUGCCCAACUCAUUGAUACCUUUCACUUAAAAAUGGUAACGAUCUGGUCCUUUGUUUGUUGAAACGUUAAAAUCAUCGUUUAAGAGCAAGUAGUGUUGUUUCUAAUCUGCUCAUGCUUAAAUUUGGUAAAUGAUUAAUGUUCAAUUGUUGAAAUCUGAAGCUCAUUGAUAAUUCACAGCGACGUCAUUGCCUCAUCGGGCAUGUAAGCAAAGGUAUGUUAAAGUUCUGGAAACAUGUGAUUUGACCAUAGAGCUAUACCAAAUUCUUGGUUAUUGACUACUUUUGUUAAGAUCAUAUAGAAUCCCCAAUAAAAGUCCAUUGGCAAUUGAUUUCUUGUCGCCUAACUUAUAUUAAUAUGGAUUUAAUCUAUCUCUAUAGGUUUGGCUUUACUAGCCUAAAUUUAUGUCUAGUACUAUUAGUUGACUUUGAGGGCUUACAGUGAAUGUGAUUUGUCUGUAAUUUCUAAUAGUUGUUGAAACAUUACACAAAACCACAAAAUCUUGAAUUGCUGAAUGUUUAUCUAUAAAAGAUCAAUAAAAUAUCUAAAAUUCAAAUUUAUAUGUAAAAUUUUGUUACCUGAAAUUUAGUCCAUAAGAUAUAAAAGUAAAUAUUGAAAAAAUAUUUAUAAGAUUUUCUAAGGGAGAUAAAAUAUUACAUUGGCGUGAUAAAAAUCCGGAGACAUUAAAGUAGAAAUACAAAUACGUAAAACACAAAAACCCUAGAACAAAAGAUUAUGAUUCGUGUGUGACGUAAUCGAGAAGGAACCUUAAAAACGUCAGUGAUAUUUUUAUUUUUUCCCGUCUCUUAAAAACGGCAGUGAUAACAUUAAAUUGGGAUGGCUUGAGUUUGGUGUUACAUCCAAAUCCGGUUAUAUAAAUAUAGGGUUAAACUGUUGUGUGCGAAUCAAAAGAGAGAAAAUAGGGCACAUGAGUUAGAGGUGAGUCUCCUAAUAAUCCUAACAAACUAAUAACAUAUGCCUUCCUACAAUAACUCCUCCGGUAGUCUCGCCCUGGCCGUUUCUCUUCUCUUUGCCGGCGCCUUAUAUAUCUGUUUCUCAUCACGUUCAGCUUCUGACCCUAUCUCCGAUGGCCUACACAAUGUAGACACUAGAUGGACAGAGUAUCCGGUGGACGAGCUAGAGGCGGUCCUAGACCAGGCAGCGACGGGAAACAACAAGACGGUGAUAAUAACAAUGGUGAACAAAGCUUACGUAGACGAGGUUGGAGGAGGGAGGACGAUGAUGGAUCUGUUUUUGGAGAGUUUUUGGGAAGGAGAGGGGACUCGGCCGCUUCUUAACCAUCUGAUGGUAGUGGCAGCAGAUCAGACGGCCUACGAUCGCUGCCUCUUCAGGAGGCUCCACUGCUACAAGAUGGAUACGCAAGGGGUUGACUUGGAGGGAGAGAAAGUAUACAUGUCAAAAGAUUUCAUUGAGAUGAUGUGGAGGAGGACUCGCUUGCUCCUAGACGUCCUCAGCCGCGGCUACAAUCUUAUUUUCACGGAUACGGACGUGAUGUGGCUAAGGAGCCCUUUUUCCCGGCUAAGCAACAACGAGAGCUUGGAUAUGCAGAUAAGUGUGGACAGUAUUGGCGUGGGAGGACACCUGAUCAACACGGGAUUCUACCACGUCCGGUCCAACAACAAGACCAUCUCCCUCUUCCAGAAAUGGUACGACAUGAGGCUCAAGUCGACGGGCAUGAAGGAACAAGACGUCCUUAAGCAGCUCCUCGACUCCGGCUUCUUUGACCAGCUUGGCCUCAACGUUGGCUUCCUCAACACUACCGAAUUCAGUGGCUUCUGCCAAGACAGCCCUGACAUGGGCGUUGUCACCACCGUCCACGCCAACUGUUGCCGCUACAUCCCUGCUAAGAUAUCUGAUCUCACUCUUGUUCUUCAUGACUGGAAACACUACAAAGCCUCCCGUGUCAACAGCAAGUGGAGCCCCCAUGUUGAGUGCAGGCGUUCAUGGAGUGAGGCACACUACAUCCCCAAGAUCCCCAAGCUCUGACCUUCUUCGUUCAUAGAUGCAAAUUAUAUAAUGAGAUUUCUAAAGUAUACACAACUCCAUUAUCUUUUAUUAAGUACAUAUCUUCUUUAGAUUAAUCCUAGCUAGCGAGCUAGAGGAGCAAAUCUCUUUUGACAAGUAAUUACAAAACAUCUGAUAUCUGUGUUACAACAAGAUUGUUUUUCGCACUUAGUUCCAGCUACACGAAUAA